CGAGCGGGACUCAAUCAGAGGUCCUCAUUUAAAGGGAGAGAAUGGAACGGGAUAUAUAUAACCCCAUCCUAUUUCUUGCUUGCUUACUUGAAAUUCAUCCUUCCAUAGAGGCAGUAACCCAAGCCCAUCAGGUUCUUAAAUUCAAUUGUCCACUUGAUAUGCUCGGUCCAAUUGUCCACCAGAACGCAGCAGCUCCCCAAAGUCAAGUCUACAGUAUCUCGCUUGAUAUGCAACUGCCGGGCGGCUCCAGGUGCUUCGACGAUGAUGGCCGCCUCAAGAGAACCGGAACGGUGUGGACAGCCAGCGCGCACAUUAUAACAGCCGGGUCGGGGGUGCUGUCUCUGGCUUGGGCCAUGGCACAGCUCGGCUGGAUUGCUGGCCCCGCCAUGUUGUUCCUCUUCUCCUUCGUCACUUACUACACCUCCGCCCUCCUUGCUGCCUGUUACCGUUCCGGUGACCCUGUCUAUGGAAAGCGCAACUACACUUGCAUGGACGCUGUCCGCUCGAAUCUCGGUGGGUUUAAAGCCAAGCUAUGUGGGCUGGUUCAGUACCUGAACCUGUAUGGAGUUUCCAUUGGCUGCACGAUUGCUUCCUCUAUUAGCAUGAUGGCGACUAGUCGAUUGAACUGCUUCCACGAUAAGGGAGAAAAGAAUCCGUGCCACGCGAACAGCACCCCAUACAUGAUAGCCUUUGGGAUUGUUGAGAUAAUCUUGUCUCAGAUACCCGACUUCGACCAACUGUUGUGGCUCUCCAUCCUGGCUGCUGUCAUGUCCUUCACCUACUCCACCAUCGGGCUUGGCCUCGGAGUCGCUAAGGUUGCUGAAACCGGGAAGUUCCGGGGAAGUCUGACCGGUAUCAGUAUUGGGACAGUGACUGAAACCCAGAAGAUGUGGAGGAGCUUCCAGGCUCUUGGAGACGUAGCCUUUGUUUACUCUUACUCCAUCAUCCUCAUUGAAAUUCAGGAUACUAUCAAGUCCCCGCCAUCAGAGGCCAAGACAAUGAAAAAGGCAACCUUGAUCAUUGUCGCUGUCACGACCCUGUUCUACAUGCUCUGCGGGUGCUUCGGUUAUGCUGCCUUUGGGGACAUGUCCCCUGGGAAUCUCCUGACGGGUUUCAGUUUCUACAACCCGUUCUGGCUCGUCGACAUAGCGAACGCAGCUAUAGUGAUCCACCUCGUGGGCGCAUACCAGGUUUACUGCCAACCCCUCUUCGAGUUCAUCGAGAAGUAUGCCACAGGGUGGUUCCCAGAUAGCCAGUUCAUCAAGAAGGACAUCAAGGUCCCUAUCCCGGGCUUCAAGUCCUACAAGCUCAACCUCUUUAGGUUGGUUUGGAGGACAAUCUUCGUCAUCAUCACAACGGUCAUCUCUAUGCUGCUUCCUUUCUUCAACGAUGUGGUCGGUCUUGUCGGGGCACUUGGGUUUUGGCCACUGACCGUCUACUUCCCGGUCGAGAUGUACAUUGUCCAAGAAAAGAUCCCCAAGUGGAGCACCAAGUGGCUCUGCCUCCAAAUCCUAAGCUUCGCAUGCCUCAUCAUCACCAUCGCCGCUGCCGCCGGCUCAGUUGCAGGCGUCGUGCUCAACCUUAAGUCGUAUGAGCCGUUCUCGACCGCCUACUAACCACUGACAUGACGAAACAGAGUCAAAGAAAGAAGCAAUGGGAACUUCGGGUUGAUCAUAAGUAGCUUUCCAAGUGUCAAAUUUACAUGCAUUAGUUACAUCAAAGAUAGUUGAAAUCCACAAUAUCAGCUUUCAUUUAUCAUUGCAAGAACAAGAAGAAACAGGGGAGGGGGCGGCUUGUAUCUAUUUACAUGUAAUUAAGGGCAUGGCUCCUCGUUGUCAACCUUUGUUGUAACUUUUUCUUAUUUUCCAAUGAGAAUAAUUCAUGAACUCCAAACGUUUGACUAA
Molecule: messenger RNA, 1904 nt
Organism: Punica granatum (pomegranate)
Lineage: Eukaryota; Viridiplantae; Streptophyta; Magnoliopsida; Myrtales; Lythraceae
Source: RefSeq, a predicted model, not a curated record